GUCCCUGGGGUGCGGAGCAAAACGCAAUACAACACAUACAAACGCACUCCUUUUCUAGGAGAGGAGCAAGCCCCGAAAUGGAGGAGCCCUCACUCUUCACCAUCGCCCAGACCCUGGCCUUCCCCUGGGUCUUCAUGUUCUCGUCGCUCAGCUGCCUCCCCGGCACCGUCGCGCGGCUGGCGCGCGAGGGCACGCUGGCGGCCCACCUCCUCGGCCGCGCCGACCACGGCGCCACGCUGGCGUCGGCCUGGUUCUCCGACUUUUGGACGCGUUGCGCCGCGCCGGGCGUGCGCGCCAACGCCGGCCCCGGCGUCCUCUCGCUGCUGGCCGGCCGCGUGCGCGCGGGCGCCGUGGUCGACGACGACGACGAUGAUGACGACGCUGGCCAGGACGCUCCGCCGCCGCCGCCACCACCGCACCCGCCCAUCUCCGGCACCGUGCUCGAGAUCGGCCCGGGCAGCGGCAUGUGGGCGUCGGCGCUGGCGCGGAGCGUCGUCGGCGGCACCCCCACCAGCGACGACGACAACAGCCUCCGCCGCCGCAGGACCACCACCACCACCGAGGCAGCAGCGCCGGGGGGCCCCGUCAAGCGGAUCCUGGGCGUCGAGCCCAACGCGAGCGUGCACGCGGCGCUGCGGGCGGCGGCGAGCGAGGCCGGGCUGGACGGCGUGUACGAGGUGGUGCCGUGCGGUAUCGAGCACCUCGCGGCCUCGGGCGCCGUGGCCGAGGGCGAGGUCGACUGCAUCGUCUCGGUCCUCUGCCUCUGCAGCAUCCCGGACCCGGAGCGGAACAUCCGGGAGCUGUACCGCUACCUCAAGAAGGGAGGGAGGUGGUACGUCUACGAGCACGUGUGCCAGGCGCCCGGCACCGCCAUGUACUGGUAUCAAGGCUUCGUGAACCUCUUUUGGCCACAUUUUAUCGGUGGCUGCCGUCUUCGUAAUGAGACGGCCAAGUAUCUGCGUUCGGCUGGCCCGUGGUCCGACUUUGAUCUUGCACAGCCACCGAGAGAGCCCUGGUUUAAUACCCUUCAACACGUGCUUGGAAUCUUGACAAAAUAGAGCCUUAUGAUCGAGCACUGCCUGGGACUUGGUAGUAGUACUGGGUGAUAGCUGAAAAUCAAUGUCAUUGCUGGUCAAUGCAGAAAAUAUUCAAGAAACUGUAAUGGAAAAACUUCGACAUCACUUCGCCUUGGACCACGGGCUCCAUGUUAUUGAGUCUGAACCUCUUUUUAUUGUGCCGUAGCACCUAUCUAAUGGACUUGGGCUAUCUACCUUUUUGCUCAAACGAAAUCCGUGGCCUC
Gaeumannomyces tritici R3-111a-1 is the source of this 1300-nucleotide messenger RNA. RefSeq lists its product as hypothetical. The coding region runs from base 78 to 1058 and encodes 326 amino acids. The record is from RefSeq and is a predicted model, not a curated record. The transcript has 2 exons. Lineage: Eukaryota; Fungi; Ascomycota; Sordariomycetes; Magnaporthales; Magnaporthaceae.